This is a messenger RNA of Parus major (Great Tit), 3965 nucleotides long. Its product is annotated as mRNA-decapping enzyme 1A-like. Gene Ontology annotation, molecular function: mRNA binding; enzyme activator activity. Lineage: Eukaryota; Metazoa; Chordata; Aves; Passeriformes; Paridae. Gene Ontology annotation, biological process: positive regulation of catalytic activity; deadenylation-independent decapping of nuclear-transcribed mRNA; deadenylation-dependent decapping of nuclear-transcribed mRNA. The record is from RefSeq and is a predicted model, not a curated record. Gene Ontology annotation, cellular component: P-body.
AGACAGGAAAAGGUCAUGUCCUUCUGUUAAUAUAUUACUAAUUUUUAGUUCUGCAGGUGGAACCCAGAGUUCCUUCCACUAUUGAUAUUAUGAUUAGAUUACAAACCUUGUUCUUAUUCAUUAUCUGUCUAAAACACUUCAAAAAUAUCCCAAAAUUCAAGCCAUUCAUAGUAAAAAACAUGAUAAAAAGGAGCCUGGAUGGGUAACAUUUUCUUCUCUUAAUCCUCCCAUCCAGAGCUCUUCAUCCAGGUCCUUCAUGAACUUCCUCCCACCACCUGAGAAUUGCCCUCCCUGUCUGCUUUCAUUUCCUCAACCUGGCAUCAUCCUACUCUCCCCACAAAUAUAGCAGGUUAAUGACAAAGCCACAGGCACCUGGCAGAGCAACUCAGUCAUCAUUUUUUUCCUAUGAUGUGGAUAGACAGGGAACGCCGAUCGGAAGAUCUCGCGUUGUACGUGAAGAUAGGGCCCCUCUUUCCACAAUGUUCUAUUACCCAUAAUAUCACGGUGAUUACGUCAUCAUAACUCGGUGAUAUAAAAGCUUGCACACCGGAAAUAAACGCUUUUCACCGUCCACCACAUUGGUGUUAGCGCGUGAUUUGCCCGACAGGCCUGUAAGUUUAGCCGUUGAGUCACCCACGAACCAGGUCGCUACGCCUCGCCCCGAGGCGACAAGUGGUGCCGAAACCCGGGACCGCUCCCCGACACACGCGGGUUCGAGCGGCCGGAGUUUGGGAAUCUCGCCGGACGCUGGGGACGGCUGGAGCGGCAGGACCGGCUCCAGCGGGAGGACGCUCCCGUACCGCCGACAUGCAGUCGAUCGGCAAGGUAGAUUCGCAGCUGCAUAAGCAGAGUGGUAUAGACUGCAAAAAAUCAAGUAGUCGUGAACGCGUGAUUGUCAGAUUGUUAGAAUUAAGCGUUAUCGAUGAUCCCGUAGAUAUUAUUCUCCCAGAUUGCUGGGAUAGGUGUACCGAGGCGCUCAUGAAUGGCGUGAUGUGCUUCAGGUCCAGCAAGUACCAAAAAAGCUGGGCGAGAAUUACGCAAGCGCUGCGGAAAGCACUCCAGGAACGGAAAACUCGGAAGGCAGCUCAAAGCUGUUUAAAAGUUACACUGCGGGUGGGGGUAGGAGCUGCCACUCAGACCAAGUGUAUUAAUUGCCCCACCGAUUCUAACGAGCCACCUAACGAUGACGGGCGACCCGAGUCGUCAUCCCGCCUGCCUGGCUCUAACGCGGGUUUGGUCGCGGAACACACUUUACCACCGGGGCGUACCGAUACCGUGGAUUCACGGGGCGUGCCCGACAUCGGGAGAUGUCGAGGAAAGGCCUCCGCCAUACGCGCCGGGAAAUGGCGCCGGGGACACGAGCAAGGGGCGGAGCGAAGGGUGCCUAACGCGCGCGGGCAUACGCUAUAGGAAGCCUAACGGCAAGAUGGAGGCGGCGGGCAGAGCGGGGCAGGAGAUGAGCCUGGCGGCCCUACAGCGGCACGACCCCUUCAUCACCGGCAUCGCCGACGUGACCGGCCAGGUCGCGCUCUACAGCUUCAGCCCUAAGGACAAUGAGUGGGAGAAAACCGACAUAGAAGGGACCUUAUUUGUGUAUAAAAGAAAUGCCAGCUUGUCAAUUUACAGUAUUUGGUUUUAUGACAAGAAUGACUGUCAUCGAAUAGCAAAAAUCAUGGCUAAAGUAGUUGAACAAGCUCAGAGGUCACAGCAAGUUUCCCAGGACAGAAAAAGUCCCAGCAGGACCAAUGGCUGCAAUGAAAACAGGCCCACUGACAUCCUAGAAAUGCUUAGUAAAGCCAAGGAUGAAUACGAACGAAAUCAGAUUAGGGAUCUAAGUAUUAUAUCAAGUUCUGGAAUGCAACAGAAUUCAAAUCCUCCAAAGCCAGAAAGCACAGAGCCUUCAGAACAGAGGCCUUCAUUACAAGUGCAGGAGCAGCCGUUUCAGUCAAGGCAGAAGCAUUUGACUUUGGAGGAACUGUUUGGAACUUCUGUCCAAAAGGAACAGCCUGCAGCUCCGUAUUCCAAUCCAGAGAGAAAGGAGAAACUGCAGACAGAUGCAUCUGCCAGAGAGCAGCACAGUCUGCUUUUGCCUUUUUCCUUUGACCAGUCACCAGUAAUGCAACAAUCCCUGGGGAAAUCUGAAAGUCCGAGCGUUAAACCCAGUGUCAAUCAGCAGGACUGUUUAACACCUAUGAUAAUACCUCCAGCUUCGGUUUCCCAGCCUGAUAUGAAAAACGUUUCAAGCUAUUCAGUUUGUUUAAACCCUGUUCUUAAUUCAGCCUCAACAGUGGAAGCUGAACCUGCUCAGAUGCUUCCUGGCCUCAAACAAAGCAACAGUCAAUACAGGAGUAUGCAGGAAGCUACCAAGCCCAUAUCCCCACUGGUCAAUCAGCUGCCAUCUGAAGUGAACUACGCUCCACAGAAUCUAAUGGCUGGCCAAAGCCAGCUCAUAGCACCCUUGACUACAGCAAACACAGGGACUAUCUCAAAUGCAUCUCAUACAAGUGUUGAUCUUCUCCAGAAACUCAGGUUGACCCCACAGCAUGACCAAACACAACAACAGUCUCUCCCUAAGACUCCCUUAACACCAAGCAUCUCUGCCUCAGUUAGCCAACUUGCAACACCAGAGUCUCACAGUAAGCCAUCAGCCUUGAACAGCAAGAUAAUCUCUCCCCUUCCGGUUGCACCUCCACAGUUUGUUACAGCCACAACGACAGUAAUGCCUUCAGUGCUCUUGUCUCCAAAUGUGUUCCAGCAAUCAGCUGCAAAAGCUACUGAAGUGGAGAAAGUUUUCACUGUGAUCAUCACCAGCAAACCUUUUUAUUGGGGAGGGGACCUAGGUUGCAUUUGAGCUCUCACAGGCAUUAAUUGAAUGUGCAGAUGUUUGCUCUGGUUCUCAUUCCUGGCUGUAUUCAUUGUUCAAGGAUUACAGAGUCCAAACUAUUUCAGCCAGCAAACGCACAGUGUAGUACACUACAGCACACCAGAACCAAAUUCAGCUGUGGGAACUUAGUUCCAGUUUGAAGGACUAAGGAAAAUGAGAGCAAAAUGCCUUGUGAUUAAGCUGGCAGGUGUGGGGAACAAGAGAGUCUAGAAUCCAGGCCAUUGGAGCUAAAUCUUUAACAAAAGGUCCAGAAAUGUGAUUGGUUCAUUACAUUGGCAAUCUCUAGCUAAUGCAUGUAAAUUCAUCCUUUCAAUUUUUCAUUAAUCUUAUUUGUUUCUGUGUUACUGACAUAGCUAAUGUUGACGUAGUCAAGGUGCAUGGCCACCAAAGAAGUUCACGCUCACUGUCACCUGACUCAAGUAACCGGAUGUGCACCCUUGCUGACCGUGCACCUGGACACAGUUAAUAUUAUGUUGGUUAAAUGCCAACAACUGCGUUAAGUUCCGGUUGAAAACUCAUUUGUUUAACUUUUAACCACAUUUUAGUGUUUUUACAAUUACUAACACCGCAUUUAUUUUGAAGAGAAAACAUGCCGGCUUAAAAGCCGAAAUAGCUCAGUUGGGAGAGUGUUGAAGAUCUAAAGGCCCCUGGUUCGAUCCCAAGUUUCAACAGAGCUACAACAGAGACUCGAACAGCAUAGCCAGCAGCGUUCUUCACAGAACUGGUUUAAUUCAAUGUUUAGCCAAUCCCCAUGGAUUAUUACCCUCGUUUCUACGUUAGCAGGACCAGUUAUCGUUGUUGUGUUCGUACUUAUUUUCUGUCCUUGCCUUCUUAAUAAGUUAGCCCAGUUCAUAAAAACCCGAUUAGAUAAAAUGCAUGACAGUUCGUACUAACACACCGCGGUUUCGUCUGAUGUUUGUUACUAACAAGUUCAUGGUUUGUUGUUAAUUACAUAAGUAAUUCUGUUAUCAAGUUCUGUUCAUGGAGGUGGGGGAGAUGAUGUGGAUAGACAGGGAACGCCGAUCGGAAGAUCUCGCGUUGUACGUGAAGAUAGGGCCCCUCUUUCCACAAUGUUCUAUUA